AUGUCGGCUGCUGCCCAGAACUCUGCCUACUCCAUCACCAUGUCUCCUCCUCCUCCCUUCGACUUGGGUUCUUAUUCUCGCUCCAUGCACCAGCACACCAAGCGCCAGAUGGAGGCUUCUCAGACCACCCUGCCAAGGUCAUCGGGUUCGCCUUCCAACAACCAGACCUCCAACGGCCAGAGCCAAUCGAACGCCACACCAAGUCUGCCUAACGGCGUCUCGGGUACUCGCUCGAAUAGCGAUUACAGCCAUUCAUCCUGA
Molecule: messenger RNA, 261 nt
Organism: Sordaria macrospora k-hell
Lineage: Eukaryota; Fungi; Ascomycota; Sordariomycetes; Sordariales; Sordariaceae
Source: RefSeq, a predicted model, not a curated record